AGAAGCACACGCCCGUUUCCCUCACGCGUUGUCGCGGUAUCACCAAUCACUCGCACCACCCAACUCCUAUCAUACUCCGCGCCGACGCCCUUUUAUAUCUCAACAUGUCCAUGCUUGACGUCGACAUGUCACGAACACCCAACCGCCUCACGGCCUCAACAAUCCGAGGAGGCGAGCCGGGCUCGCCACGGGAACCAUCUGCACCUUGCUCUCCUCAGACCCCCGAUCACAGCAACGCGGCGUUGAAUGGCUCAGGCAGCUCUCAACGUCGCUGCUACUGUGGCAAUCCAAUCCGCACUCGCACGGGCACGUACUACUGCAGUACUGACUGCGCGCGCGGUGACGCAUUCUCAUCCCUCACCCACGCCCGCUCGGCAUCUUCCAUCUCUCUCCUCGGCGACGCCUUUGAUGACCGACCCUCUCGGACUACUUCGGCGACGUAUAGUGGUGACGACGAAAUGGCCUUCUACCGUCGUAUGAAGCGCCACGAGCGCCGCGAACAGUCCCGCAAGCUGCGCGCUGGCGAAUGCAGCUUGUCGCCAGAGUCCACACGAUCUCCCUCUGCCGUGCCCGAGCUGGUCUCGUCACACUCUCGCAACACUUCCACCGCUUCCUCGACCUACUCCUUUGGCUCAUCAUCAUGCAGUCUCAGCCGCCAUCCCUCCACCUCCAGCCACACACCAUUUACCGCCUCUGUCGUCAUCGAAGAUGCCAUUAUGGAGGACGACGACGAAUUCGCCGACCCAGUGCCAAGCGCUGUUUCCACCCUUCGAGGAGAAGCUCGUCGACGGCUGACCGGGGAGACCAAGGAGCAUACUCCGCUCGUCAUGGCUCGUGGCAACACUUUUCUUCAGAACAUGGCUGUUGAUGACAUGCUAGACGAGAUCAUAAGCAUGGAAGAGUCCUUCCGUGUUCCCGACGACCCCGUCCAGGAGCGCUACCACCGCCGACGGCAGUCCACGCCAGAACGUGAUUUCUUUGUGCCCACGGCCUACCGCCCCCCUCGGACCCCAUCUCCCCCUCUGCGCCGGCGCAAGAGCAUUAUCCCACCCGCUCCAAACGCCCCAGAUCGACGCAACUCGCUGAACCAGCACCGCCCGCCUAGCAUGUAUGCGCACACCUCAUCGCUCUCCGAGUCUCAUACCGCCCUGUAUCUCGCUACUGCUUCACCCGUCCCACCAUCCCACAAACCCCGCCACCGCCGCUCGGCUUCCCCAAAGCUUAGCGUCCGUCGCAGUAUAACCUUUACGCCGCAAAACGCAGGCCCCGCCCUCCCGCGUGCCCCGCGGAGCCGGAUAGAUUCGCCUGGCCUCACCCCCGUUCGCCGCAAGCAUCUCACUCCCACCGCUCACCACCCGCCAAUGGAGGGCUGGCGCUUCCCGACCGCGUCGUCUAACGCUACCCCUACCAACGCACGAUUCUCUUCUACCAUGGGCGACGCACCAGAGCUGUACAGGUCAUCAGAAUCUACCGUUGAGGAGAGUCUGUCCGCCGGUCCCCAGCUAUUGUGGCCCCAAGCAACCCGCAAUCCCGGCGUUGAGCACACUACUGCUCAGCGCCUGGAGCGCAACCUCAACCAUUAUUCUCCCGACGACGAGCUGUUCCAGCCACCUUCCUCGUCUCUGCGCCUCGGCAUGCUCAUGAACUCGGACACCGACGACAUGGACUCGGACGAUGCCUCUACCGUUCGCGGGUCAAUCCGUGGAUCGAUGCGUGACUCGUUCCUCGCACCGAUCCCCCCUUUCACGCGGCGGGGCUGGUAGACAUCUCGCCACGCAGGUAUUUUCUUUAUACCGGGUCUCCGCGGUACAGCCGCGCUUUAAUCCGCCACCAACAUACAUCAUCCAACAGUUGCACACUGCAUUUCCGC
This is a messenger RNA of Cutaneotrichosporon oleaginosum, 1870 nucleotides long. RefSeq lists its product as uncharacterized. Lineage: Eukaryota; Fungi; Basidiomycota; Tremellomycetes; Trichosporonales; Trichosporonaceae. The record is from RefSeq and is a predicted model, not a curated record.